AUGACAAUAGAUGACCCAACAAAACGUUACAAGAUUGAAUUCUACUAUUAUCUUCUAGAUAUAGUAACCACAUGUUUGGAUGAGAGAUUCAAUCAACUGAAAUCUCGUGAUUCUUUUGAUUUUCUCUACGACAUCGUCGAGCUGAGGAAUGCACCUCCUGACGGCCUGGACACAAAGUGUAGAAACGUCGCAGUGAUUUUGCAGGAUCAUGAAUCAAGAAACAUUGAUGGACUGGAGUUGAGGGAAGAAAUAAAAGUGCUUUCAACAUCGUUGAAACCUGGUAUAGGUCCAAAAGAGACUCUGAAGUUUAUAGGAAGACAUAAUUUUUGCCCUAAUGUUAACGUUGCUCUGAGAAUUCUCCUAACACUUCCAGUGACAGUUGCAAGUGGAGAGAGGAGUUUCUCAAAACUGAAAUUGAUAGAGACAUACCUCCGAUCAACGAUGUGCCAAACUCGUUUCAAUGAUUUUGCAACAAUGUCGAUUGAGCACGAGGUUGCAGAGGACUUAAAUUACACAGAUUGUUGA
This is a messenger RNA of Schistocerca piceifrons (Central American locust), 525 nucleotides long. RefSeq lists its product as uncharacterized. The transcript has a single exon. Gene Ontology annotation, molecular function: protein dimerization activity. Lineage: Eukaryota; Metazoa; Arthropoda; Insecta; Orthoptera; Acrididae. The coding region runs from base 1 to 525 and encodes 174 amino acids. The record is from RefSeq and is a predicted model, not a curated record.